Aspergillus bombycis is the source of this 1410-nucleotide messenger RNA. RefSeq lists its product as uncharacterized. The coding region runs from base 1 to 1410 and encodes 469 amino acids. Gene Ontology annotation, biological process: nucleoside metabolic process. The transcript is spliced from 3 exons. Gene Ontology annotation, molecular function: catalytic activity. The record is from RefSeq and is a predicted model, not a curated record. Lineage: Eukaryota; Fungi; Ascomycota; Eurotiomycetes; Eurotiales; Aspergillaceae.
AUGAGUAACGACCUUGAGGUCUGGGUCCAGCCGAAGCCCAAAAGGAUCGAGGGCCACACUGCCCAAUGCACCCUCACGUUUAAUGGGCGUGUUAUCUUCGGACCACGACACUGCCACAACAACACAUACAAGCUGCGGGACGCUCUCGCCGCCGCAGAUCCCCGCUUUCAACUCACUCUUACUAAGAGGCGCCACUCGAAGGAAGGCCACACAUACUCUAUCAGCGUCAAAGCUGGCGGCAUUGUUUAUCUGGAUCGAAUGUCCACUCACGGUCACAUGAAAGAGUUGUGUCAAGCCAUUAAUAAAGAACUAGCAGCCGAACGCGCGCGCGCCGAGUCCGGUAAACCCGAGCUGGCACCGCCAUCUCAGGGCCUUCCCCCUCCGCUUCCUCCCCAACAGCCACCAGGCUCUCCCCCACCCCAGGCUACCCGCCCGAAGGGACGCCAGGACUUUGAGAUAGCCAUUAUCUGCGCCCUGAAGGUGGAGUCAAAUGCUAUCGAAGCAUUUCUAGACGAAGAGUUUGAAGUCGAUGGAUUCUCAUACGGACAGGCUCCGGGGGAUUCCAACACCUACACGAUAGGUCGAAUCGGGCAACGAGCCGUCGUCCUAGCGUAUAUGGCGAACAUGGGAAAGGUCGGCUCCACCAGGGCGGCAACCCAGCUUCACCUAAGCUUCCCACAGAUAAAAGCCGUAUUCCUGGUGGGCAUUUGCGGUGCCGCACCGCAAGAUGCACAAGGCCGGGAGACAUUCCUCGGCGAUUACUCAGACCGAUUCCGUCGGAAAGAUACCUUGGAGGAUACUCUCGGCCGAGGGAAUUAUCGGAUCCGCUCCUUCCUCUCGAAGUUAGAAUGCAAGAACACGAGCAGCAAGCUGGAGCAGCAAACACGCCAAUAUAUCGCGGAGCUUUCCGCUAAGGACGGUGAAUAUGCCUACCCCGGUGCCAAUCACGAUGUUCUAUACCGUGCAGAUUAUCGUCAUAAGCAUCAGAAUGGCGACCCGUCUGUAACCUGUGUCGAAUGCAAUACCGCUGAUGACACGGUCUGCAAAGAGGCCAGAGAGUCAUCCUGUGAUAGCCCGGAUGGGUUAGGGUGCAGUAGUACGCAACUAGUCCGCAGAAGGCAAGAAAACACCCACCCUGUUCUUCAUUUUGGCCACUUUUCCUCUGGAGAUAGUGUCAUGAAGAGUGGCCUUCACCGUGAUGAAAUUGUUGCUAGAGACAAGGUGAUUGCGUUUGAAAUGGAGGGUGCAGGUGUUUGGGAUGUUCUUCCUACUGUAAUCAUCAAGAGCGCCUGCGAUUAUGCGGACAGUCACAAGAACAAAACCUGGCAGAGCUAUGCCGCUGGAACAGCUGCGGCGUGUACAAGGGCAGUCCUGGAUCAGUGGAGGAGUAGUCAAGGGGCGUGGUUCUAG